AACGAUUAUGAACUACCGAGUACCGACAGCAGUACUAAAACUGCAAUCAAAUCAUUCACAUUCACUUGAGCGUAGUUAAUAUCGUAUUAGGUCUCAUUCAUUGUUGUUGUUCGUACAAUACGUCGUCUAUGCUAAAUGUUAAAUUAAGUAAUAGAUUUUUAGGUGUUAACAUAAAAUUUAUUUAUCAUAUAUUGACUUGUAAAUAAAAAUCCAUAAGUGCGUAUUUACUUAAAUUGUUUAUGUUGUAUACAGUUGCAUUAAUCUUGGAGACUUGAAUGCAUCUUUAAAGACAGAAAAAGUUGAAAUGUCUAUCAUGGAGAUCUGCGGUUUAAUUGAUAUAAAAGUUCCAGCUAAAGGUAGAAAAUUCGGUUCAUGGAAGGCAUGGAAAAACCAAUGGUGUGAAAUACUCAAAAACGAAAAUCGUAUAAUCAUCAACAUAGGACAUAGUAAAGGAAACGUCACAUCGUGUUUAACAGUUCCUAACAAUGCAAUCAUCUAUAGAAUUAAAUCCAGGACUAAAGCCUACGGUUUUGGAAUAUUUAAUGCAGGACAAAAGGAACAACAACCAUGUAUCUUUCUUGCUGGAAAAUCAGAAACAGAGUCACAAAAAUGGAUGAAAUGUAUAAGAGAUGUUUUAAAACCACCGACACAUAUAAAGACAAAAAACGAGUACACUGUAUCGAUAAUUGACAACGAUCAUUCUAAAGCAGCUGGUUUAACCGGUCUUUAUGGUACUUUAUCUGUAAAAUCAGAAGAAAUAUUGGUAACAGACCCUCACACUGGCAAAAUCAAAGUAACACUCCAUUGGACACAAAUACAAUGUAGUUACUUACCUUUGCCGGCUAUAUCUGACGACUUGCACAGGGUUUGCACAAUACGUACAAACAGUAAGUUCAAGGCGGGUGAUGGUGAUUUGGAACUGUAUUGCACCGAAGCUGACGAGUUGCACAAUGAACUGCUUUCGUGCCCGCGACCGUUGCCCAGAAUUGCCACUACGCCGUUGCCCCCGACGCCCAAAGACAAACAGACGCGUUACGAUCACUGGACCUCGGCCGAUUCGCCUUCGACGACGCCGCCCCGGCGUCUGCUGGAGUCUAGACGAAUGAGUAGGAGCGAAGGCGAUCUCAAGAAAUUUGCCAUGCAACAGUCUACACCUACGCUACGGUCUGCUGGGUCACAACAACAUCUUGUACUCAUGCCCCGAUUCAACGAUUUGAGGCAAAAGAGUUCGUCACAUUUCCUGUUGACUAGCGUUGGAUUAUUGUUGGCCACACCUGGUUACAGUGAGCCCAACUCGAUGCAAGAUUUAAGGCAGAUCGACCAACACCUGCUCAGUAAACGUUUACAAGGCAUAGUAGAUGAAGAAAUCGUAUGCGUCGAAGGGAAGAGCGAGGAAGACGAGGAUUACGAAGAUAUGUUGCAUACGAAUAUCGAACAGACAAACGAUGCACCGCCACCAUUACCGCCGAGACAGUUGAAAUAUGUCACCAUGGCCAAUCUAGGAGGAAAUAAUAAAUUAUAUAUUUCUGGACCAGUACCUAUAUGAUAUACCUAUCUAAAUAUAUUUAUAUAUAGACAGA
Melanaphis sacchari is the source of this 1580-nucleotide messenger RNA. RefSeq lists its product as uncharacterized. Lineage: Eukaryota; Metazoa; Arthropoda; Insecta; Hemiptera; Aphididae. The transcript has 8 exons. Bases 305 to 1546 code for a protein of 413 amino acids. The record is from RefSeq and is a predicted model, not a curated record.